This is a messenger RNA of Hansenula ciferrii, 1008 nucleotides long. RefSeq names its product dynein light intermediate chain (gene DYN3). Gene Ontology annotation, biological process: microtubule-based movement; microtubule cytoskeleton organization. Gene Ontology annotation, cellular component: centrosome; cytoplasmic dynein complex. Gene Ontology annotation, molecular function: dynein heavy chain binding. NCBI's taxonomy places the organism in Eukaryota, Fungi, Ascomycota, Saccharomycetes, Phaffomycetales, Wickerhamomycetaceae. The transcript is spliced from 2 exons. The record is from RefSeq and is a predicted model, not a curated record. Bases 1 to 1008 code for a protein of 335 amino acids.
AUGGGUGUUUGGAAUGAUUUAUUGGCGUCUUUUGCAGCGUCCAAGGCUCCUACAAAGUCUGUUUUUAUUCUAGAUCAAUUAUAUUUAGAUGAAGAAUCAUUCUUGACACCAACACUGAGGAAUCCAAAAGCCAAUGAAUUUGGAGUGGGAUAUACAUAUAUUCAAUUCAAGGAUGAAUAUGGUGAAUUAUUAUCAACACUUCAAAUCUAUACAUUACCAGGUGAUUAUAAAGAACGUCAUAACCCAUUGAUUCAGACUGUUUUGAAAUCUUUAGAUCUAUUGAAUUCAUUGAUUAUACCGCUCUUGGACUAUACAGAAACACCACAUUGUUGGAUAAGUUCUUUAAAAUCAUGGAUUUCAAUAAUUGAUGAGAUUCUUCCAAUAGCAGGAAAAGAAACAGAUUCAAAUAAAACUGAAAUUAAGGAUGAAUUGAGUACUAUUACAUUAAGUGUUAAUGUUUUAAUCGCAGUGGUGAAUACAGAAACUAGACCUGAUUGGGAAUAUUCAAAUUUUGAAUUCAUCCAAGUUAUACUUAGAUUAUUAUCAUUGAUACAUGGAUUCAAUUUAAUUUAUACAUCAUUAUUAAGAAAGGAUUCAAGAAUAUCACAAUUAGUCUCUUCAAUAUUGAAAAUCGAUAUAACAGGGAAAGUUUUACCUAAAUUAGAACCAAACUUAAUUGAUCAUACAGAAAUUUUCGUUCCAAUUGGUAUUGAUACAAUAGGGAAAAUUAGAACUAUUAAUGAUGAUAUAAAUCCAAAUGAAAUAUUACCAAAAUAUGAUUUUUUGAAAAAACCAGAAGAUGAUGAACUUGUGAAAUAUUAUGAAGAUAUAAUUCCCAAACCUCCACAAAAGAAACAGGUUGUUUCAAAUGGUGAUGAUGAAGAUGAGAAAUCCACUACUGCUCAAGCUGAUAUAUCAUAUCAAGAGUUCCUAACGAGACUAUAUGAUAAGAGAAAUAAUUCACAAGAAGCUCAUUUACGAAGUUUUAUAGAGAAUGUGAAAUCAUAA